Molecule: messenger RNA, 3505 nt
Organism: Sardina pilchardus (European sardine)
Lineage: Eukaryota; Metazoa; Chordata; Actinopteri; Clupeiformes; Clupeidae
Gene: tmc4
Product: transmembrane channel-like 4
Exons: 16
Coding region: 142-2316 (724 amino acids)
Cellular component (GO): plasma membrane
Molecular function (GO): mechanosensitive monoatomic ion channel activity
Source: RefSeq, a predicted model, not a curated record
GGAGAGUCAGUCUUCGAUGUGGUCUGUCAGACAUAACAAACCAAUCAUAGUAAUGUCAACGUAGUUACCUCUGUAUUGUACAUUGAGAUUAUUGGUUAGCCUUUUUUUUUUGUUUGUCUGGAGUCUUAUUAGCCCGACACAAUGGAGCUGAAUGAAUUUCACCGCAACGGUGUUGCCACAGCAGGCUCUGGCUAUUUCAACUCUGAGCCGUCCCUACGGUUAAGGAGACAGCCAUCAAUGUCCAAUCAGCCAUCAGUGUCCAAUCAGAAUGCCUCCCCUCACUUUGACUGGGCCCGAUCGUCUGAGGGGGGUGAAGAUGAGGAAGAGGAGGAGCCACGGAACGUGAGGGAGCUACCCAUGCCCUUCCUCCUGAGGAGAGCAGUCCGGCAGGUUCAGCAGAUGCGUGUACCGGUGGACUCCGGGCGGGCGCGGAGGUCCAGAGCCCUGAAGCGCUUCUCCAAACAGGCCAGAAACGCUCUGGACCUGGUCACUCUCUGGAGAAAAUCCAUACACAAGAUAGGAGGGCACUUUGGUGGGGGUGUCCAGUCCUACUUUGUGUUCCUGCGGUUCCUGGUCGUCCUGAACUUCCUGUCCUUCCUGCUGAUUGCUGGGUUCGUCCUCAUCCCUGCCAUCGUCUUCAACUCUCUCGACCUCAACACCACCGCCCCAGAGACCAACCUCACAGGAAAGGAAGAGUGCCUGGUCUAUGACACUAGCCCCAAUGCACUGACAGUGUUCUACACAUACUUCCUGGACUUGUUGUCGGGAACGGGCUUUAUGGAGUACUCUUACAUGUUCUACGGGUACUACAACAACACGAUGAUCGUGACCAGCGGCUUCUCCUACAACAUCCCACUGGCGUACCUCCUGACGGCAUCCUUCUACUUCAUAUUCUGCCUCAUAUGCAUCGUCGUCAGGAUGGGAGGUGUGUGGCGAGUUGCCGUGACAACGGGUGGAGGCGCUGCCGGGGGUUACAGUAUGCUGGUGUUCACUGGUUGGGACUAUGGUCUCCAAGGAGACCGCGCCACCAAACUGAAGCGGAACAACAUCCGCUACCAGCUGCAGAUGGACCUGGAGGAGGAGAGGCUCCAGUUGAGGGCUGCGUCCCUGACUCUUCUCCAGACCGUGGGCUCGUACGCUCUGCGGAUCUUCCUCAACCUCGUGGUCCUCGGGCUCAUCGGAGGAGCCUUCAUAGGCAUCGCUUUUGCAACACAAUUCAGCCAGACCCAGGCCACUCAGGAGGGGAUAGUGGGCCUCCUGCUGGAGUACCUGCCCUCCAUCGUCAUCACAGCCAGUAACUUCGUGGUUCCCUUCCUGUGUGACCAAAUUGCCCUGCUGGAGAGACACAGCCCCAGCACCACCGUCAUCCUGGCCCUCCUCAGAGCCGUGUUCCUGCGGCUGGUGAGCUUGGCAGUGCUGCUGUUCACUCUGUGGGAAAACAUCACCUGCUACGAAGACAAGAGCGAAUGCAGCCCCUGCAACUACAACCACAAAAUAUAUCAGUGUUGGGAGACCCGGGUGGGACAGGAGAUGUAUAAGCUGACGCUAUUUGACUUCCUGACGACCAUUGUUGUGCUAAUUCUGGUGGAGUUCCCUCGACGCAUGGUGGUGGACAACUGCUCCUGGUCCCUGGUCCAGUGGGUGGGUCGUCAGGAGUUCCUGGUUCCGCCCAAUGUGCUGGGGCUGGUGUACGCCCAGACCGUGGUGUGGACAGGCACCCUGUUCUGCCCGCUGCUGCCUCUGGUCAACACCAUCAAGUUUGUCAUCAUCUUCUACUGUCGAAAGAUCACCCUGUUCCAGAACUGUCGCCCAGCGGUGAGGACCUUCCGCUCCACGAGCUCAAACGUGGUGUUCUUCCUGGUUCUGCUGUUUGGCUGGAGUCUGGCCACCACUGUUCUGAUCUACAGUAUGGCCGAGCUUCACCCCUCCUAUGGCUGUGGCCCCUUCCGGUUUUCCACAACCAUGUGGAGCCUCGUGCCCGAAUCAUUCCGAGGUCUGUCCCAAUCCACACAGGAUUUCCUGCGCUACGUUGGCUCCCAGGCCUUCUCCAUCCCACUCUUCCUCUUCUCCUGUGUGGUACUGUGUUACGUGGCUGCACUGGCAUCCGUCUAUGGCAACAGCGUGGCUCUGCUCCGAGCCCAACUCAAACUGGAGGGACGAGACAAGCAGUUCCUGGUAAAGCAGUUGGAGGAGCUCACUCAGAAGCAAGGUGUCCCAAAACUUGACCAGGAGACCGUUCCGAGGGAUCGCAUCCCCAUGGCCGCCGACCCCAUGAGGGCGAGUUUCAGGCCCCCGACGCAGAACAACUACAACUAGACUGCCGCUCCGCUACCUCAUGCUCUGGACUGAAUCCCAAAAACGGUUCACAAAGACCUCUGAAGAUCCAAAGCUGUUAUCUUUGCCCAUAUAGGGAGAUCUACAAGGAUACAAGGGGGUGUAUUUGUCACAUGCAUAACAUUACUAGUCAAGUCCAAUUUUAUUUCUAUAGCACACUAAAGUAAAGAAGUGCAGUGAAAUUUGUCGGUUCCUUCUCCUGUUGUGCAUAUGGGCCGUAAGAUGAAUUGUAAGUUAGCUCUGGGAUAGCAAAAAUCAAAGUUUGUGGUCUUAACAUACCGAAGAUCACAGUAUCCACUUGAAGGCAGUGGAUAAAAAUGUGUAGAGCAAAUUUCUGAUUUCUUUGUGAGAGUUUAACAGGUACGAUAAUUCAAAAUCCUUAUUGUUAUUUUUGCAUAGGAAAAAUCGCAAGAUAGCGGAUCUCCUUAUAUGGCCAAAGAUACCAGCUUUUUUGUAAGCAAACUUAAGAGGUCUGCAGCUGACACUCCAAGAAUGACUAUGAAUUGGUGAAAAAUAUGUCGAAAUCAUUUCAGUGGUUGACAAGAAUAUGGCCAUAUGGACUUUCUACAUGCUUCCACACGACAAAGGGAUUAUAAUGGCUUAUGCAGUGUUUAACAAAAAGAAUGUGAAGAAUUUUGUAAAACAAACUCCUUGUUCAAUAGUAGUUCAAUGUAUGUAUAUAAGCAAUGGAUUAAUGUUGAAAUGUAUAGAUCAUUCACGCUAAUGUAUGGGCUGUGAAAGUCCACAGGAGUUCAAGAGAGCUCAGAACAUGGUUGUUGUAUAGCAUUCUGAUAUACAUGUAGCUUAUCAGUGUUGCUAUUGUUUAUGUUUAUGGUAUCAGGCAGACGCUUUUGUACAAAGCGACUUACAAUGACAAUCGAUGAACACUAUAGGCCUACAUUAACAUUAAAAUGAACUGUUUUAGUCUAAUCAACCAGCUUAAAAAUAUAAAUAUUAUAAAUACCCUAGACUAAAUACAAUGUAACAGAACAAUAACCAUAAACAUAUACAAACUCUAACUGUAAGGAUAAAUCCAUUAGUGAGAAAAGAAAAAUUAAUUAUUGUCAUCAUAAUGUAUUAUUAUAACCAUAAAUGUUGUAUUGAUAUUGAAGUUAUACAUGACAUAGAUAUAUAUUUAUAAAAAUGUUCAAAUUACAUUAAACUGAACACA